CUGAAACCCUAAUUCCUAAAUUGCAAUUCACUAAUUAAUCGAAUUUACGAUUUCAGAGAGGGAAUUAAUUGAAAGCCUACGAUUCAAUGGAGAAGAACGGAGCCGGACUCGAAACGGAACUCAGGCUAGGGCUUCCCGGCGGCGAGGUGGAGAAGAAUGAGAAGAAAAGAGGAUUUUCCGAUUUCUGUGGAAUUGCAGCGGCGACGGCGGCGGGGAAUAAUUGUAAUGAUAAGAAUAAGAAUCAGAUCGUUGGUUGGCCGCCGGUGGCGGCGCACCGGAGGAAGAGCAGCAGCUUUAACGGCGUUAAAGUUAGCAUGGACGGCGCGCCGUAUCUUCGGAAAAUCGAUUUGGGCGGUUACGGCGGUUACAGUCAGCUCGUCGGAGCUCUCCAGGAACUGUUUGGCUGCUUCGAUAUUGUGAAGAAGCAGGAAGAUGAAGAGAAAGGAGAAUACGUUCCAAUAUACGAGGACAAAGAUGGCGACUGGAUGCUCCUUGGAGAUGUCCCUUGGGGGAUGUUUGCUGAGACGUGCAGAAGGCUGAGGAUAAUGAAGCAAGCCGACGCACCAAAUUCCAAAAAUGGCCUUAUCAAAGGAUUGCUUGCCAAUAAGGCAAUAGAUAAUUAGUACCUAUAUUUUCAAGGGUAUUUUCGACUAUUCACAAUACCGAACAUUUGUGCUAAUUAGAAGCAAUUAUUGUUGGUCAAUAGAGUAAUUAUUAAGUGAGUGUUGUUGUUGAGAAAUACAUACAUAUAAAUACAUAUAUAUAUAUAUAGAGAGAGAGAGAGAGAGAGGAGAGAGAGGAGAGAGAGAAGUAUUGGUGUGUUAUUAAGUUACAUAAUUUGUGGUUAAUUAGUUUAAUUUGCUGACUUUGAUAAGUAUGAAGUUUCAUAUAAUAUAUAUAUAUAUAUAUGCAUUGUGUUUUUGUAUAA
Molecule: messenger RNA, 928 nt
Organism: Andrographis paniculata
Lineage: Eukaryota; Viridiplantae; Streptophyta; Magnoliopsida; Lamiales; Acanthaceae
Product: auxin-induced protein AUX22-like
Exons: 3
Coding region: 87-623 (178 amino acids)
Biological process (GO): regulation of DNA-templated transcription
Cellular component (GO): nucleus
Molecular function (GO): protein binding
Source: RefSeq, a predicted model, not a curated record